Centropristis striata (black sea bass) is the source of this 2531-nucleotide messenger RNA. RefSeq names its product cytochrome P450 27C1 (gene cyp27c1). Bases 741 to 2348 code for a protein of 535 amino acids. The transcript has 9 exons. Gene Ontology annotation, cellular component: mitochondrial inner membrane. Lineage: Eukaryota; Metazoa; Chordata; Actinopteri; Perciformes; Serranidae. Gene Ontology annotation, molecular function: monooxygenase activity; oxidoreductase activity, acting on paired donors, with incorporation or reduction of molecular oxygen; heme binding. Gene Ontology annotation, biological process: cholesterol metabolic process; cortisol metabolic process; cellular response to peptide hormone stimulus. The record is from RefSeq and is a predicted model, not a curated record.
CUCCUGUCCUCCGGAGCGUCACGUGAACACAUCUUGGUUCCUAAUGACGUCUGCAGCGGAUCACAGCUGGAUCAGCUGUCAGUCAACUUUAACAGCUGUUUGUGUCUGCAGAUACAUUCAUCAGCCUCAGUGGGACUGAAGGAAAAUGAUGUAAAAGUGACAGACAGGCUCAUACUAUCUCUCUAUUUAUUUAUUUUUUACUUGAAUAGUACCAUGAUAAAUCGGAAUGGUGAAUAUAUCAGAUCAUGAAAGGGAAAAAAAACUUAUAGAACGAUUUUUCUUUUCACUUAUUAAUGUAGAAAUAUGUUUGUGGUCGUUUUGUUGUUCUGACCAAUAAAACAUAUUUUUAACUGCAUUGCAAAUCAGCAGACAAAUCAAAUAUCAGACUUGUGAGUGACACACUGGAGUUUAAUCUGUAAUCUGUCUUCAGUCCGGUGUGUUCAGAUCGAGGAGACAUAAAAUAAGAGAAGUCAGACGUAACCAUAAUUAUCCCUCCCUUCUUUUGAAGCGAACCAAUCCAAUCCUGUUUCACCUCUGAGGUUGUACAAGCAACUCUUUAAAAGCGCUCCACAACACAAUCCCAUCUAACAUUACAUUACCACACAGGGAGGAUUGGAUUAACACCACCACUAACAUGCAGCUGCAGAUGUGAACUCUGCCGCUUUUAAACUUUUGUAAAAAACGAUCUUAUCGGGUUUUUUUAAAUAUUGCGCACGGAGAGACCGAUACGUACAGGAAACAUGGCAAUCCUGAAUCAUUUUACCACAGCAUGCUGGAGGAACUUUCAAGGCGACCGGCUAAAUAAGCAGCUGUUCUUCAUUUUACGCGCUUUACACAAGUCAGCAGCCAGCGAGGCUGGAGGGGAGGCCAUGUCUGAGGGGCUGAUCACACCGGCAGACGUAGCCGCUAAAACCACAAUCAGGACUCUGAAGGAGAUGCCUGGACCCAGCACCCUUUCAAACUUGAUCGAGUUCUUCUGGAGAGAUGGGUUCAGCAGAAUUCAUGAAAUUCAGAUGGAGCACAGAAGGAAGUAUGGCAAAAUUUUCAAAUCCCGUUUUGGGCCCCAGCUGGUGGUGUCGGUGGCGGACCGUGGCCUGGUGGCGGAUGUGCUGAGGGCCGAGGGCGUGGCCCCUCAGAGAGCCAACAUGGAGUCCUGGAAGGAGUACAGAGACAUGAGGGGCCGCGCCACCGGGCUCAUCUCAGCUGAGGGAGAGGACUGGCUGAAGAUGCGGAGCGUGCUCCGGCAGCUCAUCAUGCGUCCCCGUGAUGUGGCGGUCUUCUCUGAUGAUGUCAACCAAGUGGUCGAUGACCUCAUCAAGAGAAUUCACAUCCUGCGCAGCCAGGAGUCUGACGGAGCAACUGUCCUCAACAUGAAUGACCUCUUCUUCAAAUACGCCAUGGAAGGUGUGGCAGCCAUUUUAUACGAGUCCCGACUAGGCUGUUUGGAAAACGAGAUUCCCCAGGAAACCCAAGAGUACAUCAGUGCUCUGCACCUCAUGUUCAGCUCCUUCAAGACCACCAUGUACGCCGGGGCCAUCCCCAAGUGGCUCCGACCCGUCAUCCCCAAACCCUGGGAGGAGUUCUGCCUCUCCUGGGACGGCCUCUUCAAAUUCAGCUGUAUUCACGUUGAUAAGAGGCUCUCAGAGAUCAAGUCCCAGCUGGAGCGGGGCGAGGAGGUGAAGGGGGGGCUGCUCACACACAUGCUCAUUACCAAGGAGAUGAGCAUGGAGGAGAUCUACGCCAACCUAACAGAGAUGCUGCUGGCCGGGGUCGACACGACAUCCUUCACUCUCUCAUGGGCCAGCUACCUGUUAGCACGCCAUCCUCACAUACAGCAGCAAAUCUUUACUGAGGUGACAGAGACUCUGGGACCCGGAGCAGUCGCCACAGCAGAAGAUGUCCCCCGCCUGCCUCUCAUCAGAGGGCUGGUCAAAGAGACACUCAGGCUUUUUCCAGUUCUCCCUGGCAACGGACGGAUUACCCAGGAUGACUUGGUGGUGGGCGAAUACUUCAUCCCCAAAGGGACUCAGUUGGCUCUUUGUCACUACUCCACAUCUUUUGAUGAAGAGAACUUCGCUAACGCUUUAGACUUCCGACCGGAUCGCUGGAUACGGAAAGAUUCCACAGAUCGUGUCGACAACUUUGGCUCGAUUCCCUUUGGCUACGGCAUCAGGAGCUGCAUCGGCAAGAGAAUAGCAGAGUUAGAGAUGCAUCUAGCCCUCACCAGGCUCAUUCAAAGCUUCCACAUCGGCAUGUCUCCUCUCACCGCUGACGUCAAGGCCAAGACCCACGGCCUGCUCUGCCCCGCCGAGCCCAUCCACCUGCAGUUCAUCGACAGGGAAAACUAGACCCGGACUCCUCUUCUUCCUCUUUUAGUUUUUAAGAUUUUAAUUUGAUGUAAAUUCACACUAAUGUAUUGAUGUGACCAAUAAAUUCAUGAUUCCAGUAACUGAAAAUAUUGUGCAACCAAGCAUUGUUUGAAUCUGUAAAACAUGUGUCUCCGAUUUAAAUAAAUUACUAAUUUCUUAUUA